GACGUAUAGCAUAUGCUUGGUUGCCCUGCGUGUCUCACACAUCCAAAUCAAUUGGGUUACCUUUUGCGCCAUUUCCAACGUCUUAGCAAUCGCGGCCUAGCCCCCGUCGGUGCAGGAAAAUGAAGUAUGGAAAGUAUAUUGAAAGUAAGAUAAAGCCAGAAUGGAAAGAUUUCUACAUUGAUUACAAGGGUCUGAAGGACCUGAUUAAGGAAUGCCAGAAGGAGGCGGAGACGGCCGGCGCCACCAGCUUUUCACCCCGCACAACCUCUCUGACUGUGCAACGCUACACCACGACAAAGGACUCCAGCCAGGAGCUCUUCUUCAGGCGCCUGGAGCGCGAUGUUGAGAAGGUCAACAAGUUUACCAACAAGCUGGUGGAGGAGAUGCGGGCGAGCCUCAGGAACCUGAAUGCAAAGGCGGAGAAGGAGACGCAGCCGGAGAAGAAAGACGAGCUGCUGAAGGAGGCGCAGCGCAUCGGCGAUGACUUCCUGGCGCUGGAGAAGUUCGUUAACAUCAACUACCUGGGUUUCCACAAGAUCCUGAAGAAGCACGACAAGUGCCUGCCGCAUGCGCCCUGCCGCCAGUUCUACGUGGCGCACCUGCACCAGCAGCCCUGGGUGCAGGGCAACUACAGCGACCUGCUGGUGUCGCUGUCCAACAUCUACUCCAAGCUGCGAGGCGACUCAUCGGGGGAGAAGAACGAGGACGCGGCGCAGGGCUUUGUCCGCAGCACCACCAAGUACUGGGUGCGCAACGAGGACGUGUCCACCGUGAAGCACCACGUGCUGCAGCACCUGCCGGUGUUCCAGUUCGACAAGAACAACUUCACGGGGGAUGCGCAGCUGAUCAACUCGGUCUACAUGGACAACUCCAACCUGGAGCUCUACCACGGCCGCCUGGACAAGAAGCCGGGCGCGAUCGCACUGCGCAUCAGGUGGUACGGCAGCAACCCGCCCAACAUGGUGUUCUUCGAGCGCAAGACGCACAAGGAGAGCUGGAAGGGCGAGGAGUCGGUGAAGGAGCGGUUCACGCUGCCCAGCGACAAGGUUGUUGCCUUCAUGGACGGCGAGUACACGCUAGAUCAGGCGCUGGCGGACCAGGAGGCGGUGGCGGCGCGCAAGGGCAAGUCGCUGAGCGAGGAGGAGCGCGAGUCGUACAGGACCCUCUUCACGGAGGUCUACAAGGCGGUGGACUCCAAGCAGCUCAAACCGCUCGUGCGCACGCAGUACAUGCGCACGGCGUUCCAGAUCCCCUUCGACGCCACCGUGCGCAUCUCGCUGGAUACCAACCUGUGCAUGAUCAAGGAGAACCCCGAGGACGGCCCCUCCUGCGCCGCCACCGGCCGCUGGUACCGCGACCCCGCGCUGCCCGUCAUGCGCACCGAGAUCACCCGCUUCCCGCAUGCCGUGCUGGAGGUGAAGCUGUCGCUGCAGGAGGGGCAGCAGGCGCCGGCGUGGGUGCAGGAACUGCUGGACUCGGGCUACCUCACCGAGGUGCACAAGUUCUCCAAGUUCAUCCACGGCUCCGCAACCCUCUUCCCAGGGGACGUACGAGCAGUGCCGUACUGGGUCGACGACGAGUCCGUACGCGCCUCCAUGCUCGCCUCCGCGCCCUCGCCCGUGGACGCCGCAGCCGGCAGCGGUGCUGGCGGCAGCGCCGACGGCGGCUCGGAUGUGGACGUUGAGACGGGCGGCGGUGGCGGUGCCAGCACCAGUGCGCCCUCCGGGGGUGGCGCGGCGGGCGGGGGUCGCAGCAAGCCCAGGGCGCGGCGUGGCGGGUUAGGCAAGGGGAGUGCGGAGCUGGAGGAGCUGUCUCACCCGCUGCUGGGGGAGCAGCCCACGCUGAAGCUUAUGCCGGACCCCAACCGAGUGCAGGGUUUCCGCCCUCAGGCCCUCACUGCCUCCUCAGGCCACGGCGGCUCCUCGGGUCCCCGCGAGCCCGGCUUCUUCUCCCGCCUGCUGGGCCUGGUGCCCCCGCCCUCGGGCGCCGUCCGCACCACCCCCAUGCGCAUCGAGCCCAAGACCUUCUUCGCCAACGAACGCACCUUCCUGGCGUGGCUCCACAUGGCAGUGACCCUUGGGUCGGUCUCCGCGGCGCUGCUGGGUUUCGCCGCCGGUUCCGACAGUGACGACUCGGGCUCCGAAACCGGCGGCCAGGCCAUCAGCCGGCACCUAGUGGAGCUCAUUGCGCUCAUCUUGCUGCCCCUGGGGGUGGCCAUGUGCUGCUACGCGCUGUACGUGUUCAUCUGGCGUGCUAGCAACAUUGCGAAGAAGCGUGCCGUACACUUUGAUGAUCGCGUAGGGCCCUUGUGCCUGUGUGGCGCGGUGGUGGUGGCGCUGGUGGCGAUCACGCUGCUAAGCCUGGUGGACUUUUUCGAGUUGUUGGCGUCGGCGGAUGAGUCGGCGGCGCCCCCGCCGGCGGCGUUGUCGCCCAUAGCCUUCUAAUGGGUGCUGCAGGGGGACUGCGGGGCCCAAACGUUUAUGACGAGUGGGAUUGGAUUGGAGGAGUGUCACUGUGGUGUCUUGUAGGGUGUGGUGCUUGGUUAGCAGCUGCGGGGUUGCGUGGUGCUGUGUGCUGCGGGUGGUGGGACCAGGGUGGGUUGUGUAGUUGUGGGUGUGGGUGGCGCCUGGCUUUGUGGUUAGACAGGAUAGGCAGGACACAAACCCAUUCCUAUCUAGCCAGUCUUCUCGUAUGAAGACAAGCAUUGCAAAGUUGGUGACGGCGGCGGCGGCGACCUUGAGGUUGAAGUGGUGGCUCGGCUCGUGACGUGCGCGGCGGGGCGCUUGUGCUGCUAGGAGGGCAGAAAGAGGCGGGCGGUGAGGAGGAAGAGGACGUCGCAGGGGGGGUGGAUAUGGACUAUUGGCUUAGGGGUGGAGCUGCACCGCGGUAGCUUUUGGGGGAGCGUGCUUUUCAGGGGCAGGGGGGGCGCGGGAUGAGGGGGUGGUUUCGUAGGGGCAGAGCAAUGAAUGGCAGCAAAUAUGUUUGGUACUGGUGCGAAGCCUGGGCCAUUCAUGCAGCCUUUGCGCACAAUGUCGUUCCUUGGCGGCAACCCAGGAGGCUCGGGCAUGCCACUUCACCGCAAGAGACAAACCAGAAAUCAGCGCGGAACGACGUGCAGGCAGCAGCGCAGAACGCGUAAUUGGGGGGGUAAGAGACAGGGCGCGAGAGAACUGAGUUGCUGCUGCCUGACAGAGCGUGUCAAGUAGUGAGGUUCAAGUGUUAGCUGCUGGCUGAGGGGGAUCUUGCACGGACAACGGGAUGUGUUAUUGUUGGCGAACCCUGGGGUUGAAUUUUCUCCAGGUUGUUUCCUCCGGCAUGGGAGCUGCCGCGUUCUUAACGUGGAUGUUUAUAGAGCUUCACGGAAUCCUCCUGUAAUCUUAGGAGGGUAGAAGCCCCUGCUCAUUUCUUAGCUUGCUUUGGACAGUAGCGGUAUGUUCCAAGCGGAGGUUUACUUAUUGAUGCUGGUGGUAAGGUGCGUGAUAUGUAGAAGCGGGCGAGUUGCACAGACAACCUCCCGCAAAAGCAAAGCUGUUGUACGACAGCGACAUUACUACCUCAGCUGCUUAGUGGGCAACAGUGUAAGCCUUGGUGUGCAGGUC
Astrephomene gubernaculifera is the source of this 3599-nucleotide messenger RNA. The record is from the annotation of a GenBank genome assembly. NCBI's taxonomy places the organism in Eukaryota, Viridiplantae, Chlorophyta, Chlorophyceae, Chlamydomonadales, Astrephomenaceae.